Molecule: messenger RNA, 2189 nt
Organism: Rubroshorea leprosula
Lineage: Eukaryota; Viridiplantae; Streptophyta; Magnoliopsida; Malvales; Dipterocarpaceae
Source: the annotation of a GenBank genome assembly
GAACCAAACAUCAGAUUUUACCACCUUUUUUAUCCCUAAGCUGUGAGGGGCAGGGGUAGAGAAAUCCCCCACCAAUUGUAGCAUUUUCUCCGACCAAAAGUGAUAUAAAGUAGGCAAAAAAAAAAAAGCUUUUGCUUCCCUCCAUCUCCCUAAAAGUAACAUAAAGUAGGCAAAAACUAAGCUUUUGCCUCCCUCCAUCUUCCCUCCCACUCCAUUAAAAUCAGCAAUCCUAACACAACGAAGGAGGCAUCUCUCCCUCCCUUCAUCUCCCUCCCUUCCCCUCCAACUUCCCCAAUCCAAACUAAGGGUUAGUUACACCUUAUUGAGCUGAAAAAAUCCAGGGUUUUUGAUUUUUAUAAUGGGUUGUACAGCGUCGAAGCUGGCCAAUGUGGACCCGGUGAGGCGGUGCAAGGAGCGGCGUCGCCUGAUGGAGGAGGCGGUCUAUGCAUGUCACCACUUGGCGGCUGCCCACGCCAAUUAUUGCUGCUCCCUCCGGGUCACGGGCUCUGCCCUCUCCUCCUUCGCCGCUGGCGAACCCCUCUCCGUCUCUGACCAAACCCUGGCCGUCCUACUUCAUUCCCCCAACUCACAUCCAUCUCAUGUCCAUCCUGUAUCCCCGUCCCCUUCGCCGUCCCUCCACUCGUUGCCUCCUCCUCUCCAUUCGGCUCCCGCUUCGUCGCACAAGUCCUUGAAAGAGAUUGCGGAUGCGAUCAAAGAGAAUUUCGACAAGGCUGCUGCUGCCGGAGAUCAGGUCUCCAGGAUGCUGGAGAUCGGCCAAGCUCAGUUCGACCGGAGCUUCCGGCAAUUGAAAAAAACUGUCUAUCAUUCCAGCAGUGUCUUGAGUAACUUAAGCUCGAGGUGGACGUCGAAGCCGCAGUUGGCGUUGAAGUAUGGACUGGACACAGCGGCUGUGGAUGAAACACGCGGUUCGAAGAGCCUCUGCUCCACUCUGUACGAGCUCUUGGCUUGGGAGAACAAACGCUGCGGGGAAGUGAUGGCUACAGAGGUUGCAAAGAUUGAGCACGACAAGAAGCUGUUGGCAUUGCAGAGUCAAGAGUACAAGGGGGGAAAUGAAACCAAGCUAGAUAAGACGAAGGCCUCUAUAAAAAGACUGCAUUCACUGAUUAUUGUCAAUUCUCAGGCUGUCUUCACCACCUCAACUUCAAUCAUUGGUCUUAGAGACAGUGAUCUUGUUCCCCAGCUUGUGGAACUCUGUCAUGGCUUCAUGUACAUGUGGAGGUCAAUGCGUCAGUACCACGAAGUUCAGAACCACAUUGUGCAACAAGUGGCUGGCCCCGUAAACAUAUCUGUAAAUGGUGACUCUACUUCUGAACUGCGUAGGCGGGCAACCCAUGAUCUGGAGUCUGCUGUCUCUGCCUGGCACUCUAGUUUCUACCGCUUGAUAAAAUUUCAAAGGGACUUUAUUCGUUCCCUCCAUGGCUGGUUCGGGCUCACCCUUAUACCUGUAAGCAACGAUUAUGUUGAUGGCAACAGGCAACCCUCUACUGUAUCUGCCUUUAUUAAUCAAUGGAAGCUUGCUCUUGACCAAGUUCCAGAUACAGUUGCUUCAGAAGCCAUCAAGAGCUUUAUCAAGGCUGUCCAUGACAUAUCCGCCAAGCAAACCGAAGAGGACAGGAUUAAAAAGCGAACUGAAACACUAUCGAAGGAGUUUAAGAAGAAAGCUUCAGCCCUUCGAAACCUAGGAAGGAAAUUCUACCACCCAUACCCUAUGGUAGGUAACAGCGUUCCUGCCACCGGGCCUGAUAAUGGACAGGUUUUAGGUGCUCAGGAUCCUCUUGCAGAUAAGAAAUCAGAGCUUGCAGCCUGCCGAAGGCGGAUGGAAGACGAAAAGCUGAGGCUUUCCAAGGCAGUUGAGGUAACAAGAGCAGUGACACUGAAUAAUCUCCGAACAGGCUUGUCAAGGGUUUUUGAAGAAUUAUUCCGUGUCUGUGUCUCAUUUAUUGUGGCACUUGACACGUUUUCCCCCGUUCCUAGGCUUAAAAAAUGAAAAAAGAAAAAGAAAUAAGAAAACAGAAAAAAGAAAUAAGAAAAAAGGAAAAAGGAAAAAAUUAUUUUGGAAUCGGUUUUGGACUUAUUUACUUUUUUUUUUUUUUUUUAUACGUUUUAUCUUUAGGGGUUAGGGUGUGUCUUACAAUAAUGAUUGUCUUGAAUAAACUUUUAGGUGUCAC